CUGGCUUUAUCUGUGAAACUGUUUAUGGAAGGCCUUUCACACACAUUUUAGGGUCCUGAGGAGGAAAAACGAAUAUUUUGAAAAGACCACCAGUGUGCAAGCCCCUGUUAACUCACAAGGACAAUUUGGGAAAAUCCUCAAACUGAAGCUACUUGCUGCUUUGGGGAUCUGGAAAACAACACAAAAGGAUGAGAGCAGAGGAGCUGAUGCCUUGUGUUCUUAUCACUCUGCUGGGGCUGACCCUGAUGGAGUCAGCUCAUGGACAGCACAUGUCAGACGAACCCUGCACCGUCCAGAUCCUCAUCCCAGGACUGAAAGGAGAGCCAGGAGAAAAGGGAGAGAAAGGGGCACCUGGGAGACCAGGAAGAGUGGGUCCACUAGGGGAGAUAGGACAUACUGGAGUUAAAGGACAUAAGGGUAUUAUGGGACGUUAUGGGAAAAUGGGCCCCUGUGGAAUCAAAGGUUUAAAAGGAGAUAUGGGGGAUCCUGGGCCAAUGGGCCUGAAUGGUGAUCCAGGUGCUCCAUGUGAAUGCACACCCCUGAGGAAGAUGAUUGGUGAGAUGGACAUCCUAGUGGCCCAGUUAUCCAAUGAGAUGAAGUUCAUCAAAACUGCACUGCCCUCCCCUGCAGCUGUCGCCGGCAUCAAAGAGACCGACAGUAAGGUCUAUCUACUGGUCAAGGAGGAGAAACGCUACACAGAUGCAGAGGUCUAUUGUCAGGGAAGGGGUGGACACCUGGCCAUGCCCAAGGACGAGGGGGCCAACACAGCCAUCGCUGGGUACAUCACUGAGGCGGGCCUGAGCCGGGUGUACAUUGGCAUCAACGACAUAGACCGUGAGGGCCAUUUCACCUACGUGGAUCGCUCCCCCAUGAGCACCUUCAGCAAGUGGAGGGAAGGAGAACCCAACAAUGCCUACAGGGACGAGGACUGUGCUGAGAUGGUGGCGGCAGGGGACUGGACAGAUGUGGCCUGCCAUCCCACCAUGUACUUUGUGUGUGAGUUUGACAAGGACAGUGUCUGAGGGGCAUUUUGAGAGUGGUAGUGAGUUGGAAGGGCAAAGGCCUCAUUGGAGCUGCAUGACAGAGAGAGGCUAUAAUCAUAGAGAAAGAAGCCUUUUAUAGUUAUACAGAUGAUGUUCAGUAUGUAACAUUAUUUUGAUACAGCUGCAUUUGUUUAAUCACCCACCAGUGCUAAAUAUCAUUGUACAGUUUAGAAUAUUGUGUAUAGAAUACUGUGUAUACACUUGUGUAAAAACAAGGUUUCUUCUCAGUUUUUCAAGAAUUCAGCUUUUUUGACUUGAAAGUUUGAAUUGAAUGGAUGCUGUUUUUAUAAACCUUUGCAUUGAAUGGCUACAGCAACGUUCCCUUUAAUCUCUUGAUCUGAUUAUUUAAAAAAAUGAAAGAUAUAACACAUAUUAUUUUGGGGGGUCUGUUUCUUGUCAUUAUUAGUCAUUCUUUUUUAAACAAAUAUUCACCAUAUUUUGUUCUGCAGUACUGAAUAUUGAACGUGAAAAAUACUAUAUUGCUUUAAUAUGGACCAUGCAAACUCAACAAAGUAGUGAGUAACUGUAGAUGCAAAAUGUUACCUAAUACAUGUUGGAAAAUACACAAACAUGUCUUGUAGUAUGUUCAUAUUGUUGGUCCUUUAUCUUUUUAUGAAAGUCAUUUCUUGGAAUGCGCACUUACAGGAACUAUAGACAAGCUAGCUAUGUAGGUUGGCAUAGAGUAGUUGGGGAUGGGCUUGAAAGUGUUUGUGAGGUCUGUCAGAUGUCUUGACUUCUGCCAUGUGCCUUGACUUCAAUGAUGGUGCACAGUUCAUGUAGCUGAAAUUAUCCAGAUAAUUAAUGGUUUCUGGUAUGUUAUGGGAUAUUCAUCAGCAAAAACAGAAAGAAAUAAGCUUUUGGGACAUAUCAUGUCUGUUUUACCAAUAGGCUUUCAACGACUGAAUGCAGUUUCUAUUCUAAAAUAUGGAAAUGUAUGUCCUUUUAGCAGAACAGUGUCCUCAGGGAUGCCGAUGGUGAAAUAUGUGGUUUGGUAUUGCUCAUUUGCCUGUAAUGUACAACAUAAACACUGAUAUUAAUAGUAGUUCAUUAAUUUUUUUAUUUACAAGUUGGUAAACGCUAUGUAACUGUCCUAAUGGUGUAUUUUGUAGGCUACUGCCACCUAGUGGCUAAUAGUGAAACACUCCUACCACUGUUCACUUGAUCUCCUCACAUAAGUUCAGAAAGACACAAACUAGAUGUGGCUAUUUCUAGGAAACCAAAAUAUAGUGACACCACAUUCAAUUUCAACCGGCAUACCUUGCAUGUGAACCUAUUAACUUAUAUAGACUAACAGGUUUAUGAUGCUUGCAGAUCAUCUACAAUUUCAUUUAA
This is a messenger RNA of Salmo salar (Atlantic salmon), 2375 nucleotides long. The record is from RefSeq and is a predicted model, not a curated record. NCBI's taxonomy places the organism in Eukaryota, Metazoa, Chordata, Actinopteri, Salmoniformes, Salmonidae.